Molecule: messenger RNA, 666 nt
Organism: Alternaria rosae
Lineage: Eukaryota; Fungi; Ascomycota; Dothideomycetes; Pleosporales; Pleosporaceae
Exons: 2
Coding region: 1-666 (221 amino acids)
Biological process (GO): cytoskeleton-dependent cytokinesis
Cellular component (GO): dynactin complex
Source: RefSeq, a predicted model, not a curated record
AUGGACGAAUACGAGGAAGCAGUCCUUUUCACGUUUGCACUACUGGAAACACGGUUGGAUCGCCUGGAGUAUAUUCUGGGCGGCCCGCAAGACAACACCAAGGACAAGCAAAAGACCAUCCCGGAUCGCAUACACAGGAUUGAACAGUCACUGCAGCAGCUGACGGGCAAGACUGCGCUACUCGACGAGGCCAAUACACUACUGAGCAAGCACAAAGAUAUCCUCAAGCCACAACACGACGACGAUGACGGCCCCCCACUCGACAACGCCCAAAAAGCUGUAUUAGUGACUGAACGCGCAACAAGCUUCGCGACAACCGCGUCACAGCUCCAAGCUCUUGAAGACCAGCAGAUACCCACCACUGAUGGCUUCGCCAAGCUAGCCAUGUUGCGACCGCGCAUCGCUGAAGCAGAAGACCGCCAACUACAACAAGCACUCAAGAUAUCCGAGCUGAGGAGAAGAAACGGCUUGAUGAAUCAGCGGUACCAGCAGGUCAUGCUCCUCGGCGCAGGAAGAUGCUGGGUCGACUACAAUGAGAGGCUCACCAAGGCCCUGAGAGCGCUUGUGCGGGAGGAAUAUAGGAGAAGACCUGCCGAGGAGGAAAAAGGCGUGGCACAAGAAGAAGAAGAGGGCGAGGAGGAUGAAUCUGAGGAAGAUGAGCUGUGA